AUGAAACUCGUGUUAGUGGUUUUGCUGGGCUGCUGUUUCAUUGGGCAAUUGACGAAUACCCAGUUGGUUUACAAGCUUAAAAAAAUCGAGUGUCUGGUUAAUCGGACGCGAGUGAGCAACGUGUCUUGCCACGUAAAGGCGAUCAAUUGGAAUCUGGCAGUGGUAAAUAUGGAUUGCUUCAUGAUUGUGCCUCUGCAUAACCCAAUUAUCCGAAUGCAAGUUUUUACAAAAGACUACAGUAACCAGUACAAGCCAUUCUUAGUUGACGUUAAAAUCCGAAUAUGUGAGGUGAUCGAGCGGAGGAACUUCAUACCGUAUGGCGUGAUAAUGUGGAAGUUAUUUAAGCGUUACACGAAUGUCAACCACUCCUGCCCUUUUUCGGGCCAUCUUAUAGCUCGUGACGGUUUUCUGGAUACUAGUCUUCUGCCGCCGUUUCCUCAAGGAUUUUACCAAGUCAGCUUAGUAGUAACGGACACCAAUUCGACGAGCACUGAUUAUGUAGGCACAAUGAAGUUCUUCCUCCAAGCCAUGGAACACAUAAAAAGCAAGAAGACCCACAACUUGGUCCACAACUAG
Drosophila melanogaster (fruit fly) is the source of this 576-nucleotide messenger RNA. RefSeq lists its product as uncharacterized. Lineage: Eukaryota; Metazoa; Arthropoda; Insecta; Diptera; Drosophilidae. Bases 1 to 576 code for a protein of 191 amino acids. The record is from RefSeq and is marked reviewed. The transcript is spliced from 4 exons.